CAGAGAAAACGGCGCGCGUCUCUCCUGGCGCGCCAGUCUACCCGUGGCUGCCGACUGUGUUGGUAGUGACUGACACGCUCACCUGCUGGUGACUCUCGCUCCACCAGGCGCUAUAGUGACCACCCUCACCAGUCUCACCAACACCACGCCGGUAACACUCAUCACGCCACCGAUAAACAACAGUAUUUCGAGCGGUCUCCAAGCAAAACCGCCACCAUGCAUAACCUAGACGCAACGGGCACCACGAUAGUCAUCACCAUCCUCCUAGAGGGCACGUAACACUAUCACCUGCUCACUAUCACCAUGCCCAGUAGCAUCUUCAUCACUACAUAGUUUGCGUCUCUUCAAUUUUUCUGCUGCAUCCGCGCACCCAACCACCCCACGCAAGCAGAGACAAGACCACCAGGACCCGUCCUGGAAACCUCUCAUCUUCGUUUCGUCCGCUCCCAACAUCAUCACAUUCCAAGUCAGUUUCAUCUAGAUCCUCAUCCCGCUUAUACUUGACGCAGACCUUUAUCCCCCCCUUAUACUUGACGCUUAAGCAAGGCCCAUUUUACCUCUCAGAACUCACUCAAAGUUGAGCCAGAAUAACAGCUGAGACACGACCCCAAGACACACGUGGGGGGAAAGAAGAAGGUGACCUAUCUUGUCUUACCGCUGGAGGCAGCUGCUAGCGACGCAUCUGAAGUUGGCUGAUCACUCGGGCGUGAGUCCUUCAGUCGCCCUUCACAAUGUGCGGGGAAGUAGACGUGUGGAGGAUCAAGACGGUGGUGGUGGGCGUGCUGGUCGUCGCCGCGGCGUCAACAGGCGCCGACUGGAGGGAGGACUUUAGCAACAAGGUGAGCAUCGGGGUCCGUGAUGCAGGGUACUCACGCGCUGUCCUCGACUGUGGCGACGACCACAUGGCCUUCGUCAUCACCCUGGAGAAGGAGUUCAAAGGCGUGGUGUACACCAGGGGCAGCUUCCACACCCGCCGCGGGCCAUGCUUCCUAGACGCUACCGGAGGCAUGGAGUUCGCUAUCAAGUUCGACUACAAGGACUGCUCGACGAAAUAUGACGACGACCUUGGCGCCCACGUCAACACGGUGGUGGUGCAGCACGACGAUGACCUCAUCUUCCCCGGCGACCUGGCCUUUGACCUCAGAUGUCACGACCGCAUCACCGUCAACGCCACCGUCACAGGGAUCAAGUCAAGGAUCUCUCUAGUGGACCCCGACCCGAGCUCCAAGUCCAAGGCCUCCAAGGACGAGGUGGUGGCCACCUCGGCCUCGACCGUGGUCACUCUCACUCCGGCACGUCUCACGCCCCCUAAGGAGGAGCUUUAGUAGCGUGCCACCCAUCACCGCCCCUCCUCCAGGGAGCUAUGAACCAACGGCUUUACUCUCAUCCCUUCUUCAGGAGACUUUUCUUCUGUUGUUGCCUUGGGUUUUGAUGUACCCGCCGGACGCCGGGGUCAGAAACUGCCUCUCUAUCUAGUGUACAAGGUCAGAGGUCACUGCGAGACGAAGUAUACAAUAACCAGGAGCCACACCAAAAUACAAUAUACGAGGCCAUGUCAUAUAACUAUUCAUAGGUGAAAUUAAAUACUAUAUACAAUGUAUAUAGUACAAAGGUCACCUUAAAUUACAGUAUACAAAGUCAAAGGUGUCCUCAACCUACAAUAUGCACUGUCGAAACUAUCCCCAAACCACAGUAUAAGGUAAUAUACACAUUACUGUAUAUAAGGGAAAAGGUCAUCUCACACUACACUAUACUAAGACAAUGGCCAGUUUCCUCACCCGACGCCUCGAUUACCUCAAACUCAAGACAAUCAAAUCUCCUUAUAGGAUGUAGUCUAGGGCAUUGACCACCAGCUGGGAUAUUAGCCACCAGCUGGGACAUAGACCACCUGCUGGGACAUGGACCUUCAGCUGGGACAUAGACCUUCAGCUGGGACAUUAGCCACCUGCUGGGACAUUGACCACCAGCUGGACAUAGACUGCCAGCUGGGACAUUAGCCACCUGCUGGGACAUAGACCUUCAGCUGAGACAUAGACCACCAGCUGAGACAUAGACCACCAGCUGAGACAUAGACCUUCAGCUGGGACAUAGACCACCAGCUGAGACAUAGACCUUCAGCUGGGACAUAGACCACUAGCUGAGACAUACACCACCAGCUGAGACAUAGACCUUCAGCUGAGACAUAGACCACCAGCUGAGACAUAGACCUUCAGCUGGGACAUAGACCACCAGCUGAGACAUAGGCCUUCAGCUGGGACAUAGACCACCAGCUGAGACAUAGACCUUCAGCUGGGACAUAGACCACCAGCUGAGACAUAGACCUUCAGCUGAGACAUAGACCACCAGCUGAGACAUAGACCUUCAGCUGGGACAUAGACCACCAGCUGAGACAUAGGCCUUCAGCUGGGACAUAGACCACCAGCUGAGACAUAGACCUUCAGCUGAGACAUAGACCACCAGCUGAGACAUAGACCUUCAGCUGAGACAUACACCACCAGCUGAGACAUAGACCUUCAGCUGAGACAUAGACCUUCAGCUGAGACAUAGACCUUCAGCUGAGACAUAGACCUUCAGCUGAGACAUAGACCUUCAGCUGAGACAUAGACCUUCAGCUGGGACAUAGACCUUCAGCUGAGACAUAGACCACCAGCUGAUCACCCUAUUCAGGGACUUUGAAUUUUGUAGAAUGCAUUUGAUAUAUAUAAUUUUUUUUAGUGUAAAUCAAGUGUAGCAAACAAAUGUCUAUAAACUACACUGCUAUUUUUAUAACUGGAAAUCGGUUUGGAUACAAAGACAUAAUUUAAUGUUUGAAGUAGUGUGUUGCCUCAUGACGGUAAGGAUAGUGUUUCCUCAUGAUGGCGGGGAUAGUGUUGCCUGGUGUUGGCAUGAAGUGUAGCCUCAUGAUGGCGGGGAUAGUGUUGCCUGGUGUUGGCAUGAAGUAUAGCCUCAUGAUGGCGGGGGAUAGUGUUGCCUGGUGUUGGCAUGAAGUGUUGCCUCAUGAUGGCGGGGGAUAGUGUUGCCUGAUGUUGGCAUGAAGUGUUGCCUCAUGAUGGCGGGGGAUAGUGUUGCCUGGUGUUGGUAUGAAGUGUAGCCUCAUGAUGGCGGGGGAUAGUGUUGCCUGGUGUUGGUAUGAAGUGUUGCCUCAUGAUGGCGGGGAUAGUGUUGCCUGGUGUUGGCAUGAAGUGUAGCCUCAUGAUGGCGGAACAUUGCACCAUUAUCGAGUGAUGGAAGCUGGCUACGAUAACUUGAUCUCAUAGUAGGUAGAGAGUGGGAACCCCGAGAGGGUCCUCUCUCCCGCUGGAAUAACGGAUGAAUCUUAGCAUUCCGGUACCAAAAACUAGUACUAGUGACGAAGGCUCUGCCGGCGGUGCGACGAAUCUCCCGAUCCUGAGCACCCCCCCUCAUGUGUAAACUCUGAACAGGAACUGGGGCAUGAUCUCACACGACACAAUGUUGAAUGUUCAGUCAUUAGACUCUUCACGUGUGCCGGUAUGAGGUACCUGGAGCUUUGCAAUUACUUUAUUGACUCUCGUGUUCUCGAGGAUAUCCUCAUAACGCAUUUAAAAUUUGCCAAUGCAGGCAAACCAUCCUGCGAGAUGGAGAUUUUUAGGUACCACAUGACUAGUUCUUGACACGAACCAUGUAACCCCCCUCACAUAGUCUAGGGUAGCUACAUAAAUGCCAAUGUACAGAAGUAUGCUGAUAAAAAUAUGAAACGAUUCCGCGGGCGGCGGCGCCGCCACUGUGUAACUGGUGUGGGAGGGUGCGUCAGGCCUGCCAACACUACCAGCCGGCCGCGUGUUUAUGGCACCUAAUAUGCAGCCUCCCACACUCUACAUUCUGCCACAACCUCUAAUGGUACCACAGUCAUAGUGACGCCGUCCCGAUAGCCAAACUGAUGGAGAACAAUUACUUGAGCAGACAGUAUGACGUGAUCGCCACUUUUAAUCACCAAUUGGUUCUUGUAACGCGAUAGCCAAUCACAGAUAGGUUCCUAUAUGCAGGCUCCUAUAUCUUGGCUUGGCAACGAAAGAGCCAGUCUCCAUACGGGUUCUCGCGGCGGAAAACCAAAAGGUUGUCUUAAAUCAAUUUUACACUAAAAUUGGAUCAGUGACUUGUGAUUAGCGAGUCGUAUGCUAGGCUAGAACGAGGCUGUGACUAGGUGAUGGACACGAGGCUAGGUUGUGAAACCUUAAGAGGACGGGCAGCCCAUUCUCUUAAGGUUUCUCAACGUAAAAAAACUGUCGUAUAAAGCGCCCUCUCCUAACCUACCAGAGGACCCACAACUGAACACGGGCCAGUAUGUCAAAUUUGCAGGCCGCUACCAUUUCCUAGUACGACGGUUUUUUGCCUUAGGCAAAAAUGUGACUCACUAUUAGGAGGAUGGGUGGAGCCCCCCCCCAGGUCCCCCCAUCACUGCGACUGCCUGUGUACUGUGUACUGUUCUCCAUCGUCCUGUGUGGGAAGUUUGAGAUCUGGCACAUGUAGUUUCAUUACCUUUUUUGUAUAGAUAUAAAAUCCUGCUUCCCAUAUAAUAUUAUGUCUGUCAGAAAUUUAUGUUCAUUUAUGAUUUUAUAUAACUUAUUUAACUGCUAUUUGUUUAUCAGUUUGGAUCUUUUUUAUUUUUGUAUAAACGGUUCUGGACAUUUCUUGAAGACUUUAUAUACAAGUUUAUUGUUUCUGAAUGAUGUUAAUUAUUUAGCCUUCAUUCUUCACUGCUGGACAAGACUAUAACAUAUAUCACAAGAACUUACUUAUACCAAUUUAAACACAUUUCUCAAUUUAAUAGACACAAACCCUUCCACACAGCUGCCACACAUACAACCUCAUCCACACAGCCGUCACACACACACACACACAAACUCCUCCACACAAGUUUGUGGAGGUAACAACCACAAACACACUCCCGGACCUAUGGUCACAUGGUUUUGUUUACAAACACACACACGUGGAAUGCACUUUCAAAUUGCAAUAUUUCCUGUAAAUAUUUUUUCCUGAACAACUUCCAAAAUGGGAUUUUUACGAUUGUAGUAUUUUCUUUGCAUGUUUCAGUGUAUUUGUUGUGCUCUCUGUUUAGUGUCUUUGUUCAUAUUUUUAAUUCUGUUGUUCUUGAGGAUUUAUCUUCGUGCUCUUUUUCAACCCGCCCUCUCGCAUUUUG
Molecule: messenger RNA, 5158 nt
Organism: Procambarus clarkii (red swamp crayfish)
Lineage: Eukaryota; Metazoa; Arthropoda; Malacostraca; Decapoda; Cambaridae
Source: RefSeq, a predicted model, not a curated record